AUGCUAUUACUAAACACCAAAUCUCAAGACCUCGAGGUCUUUGCUACCAAUGAAGAGGUUCGAUAUGCCAUCUUAUCUCACACAUGGGGCAGGGAUGAAGUAACGCUAGCGGACCUCCUGGCCAAGGAAAAGACGACGGACUCUGAAGGCUGGGACAAGAUACGCCGGAGCUGUGAAGUAGCAGCUCGUCUGGGCUUCGAUUACAUUUGGAUAGAUACUUGCUGUAUCGACAAAAAAAGCAGUUCAGAACUGUCUGAGGCCAUCAACUCCAUGUUUCAAUGGUACGAAAAGGCCGGAGUCUGCAUCGCAUAUCUCGAGGACGUCUCAUCAGUAGAUGACCCAACUAAAGACGGCUCUCAGUUUGCCCAAUGCCGCUGGUUUAGCAGAGGCUGGACCUUGCAAGAGCUGAUUGCUCCCCCCGAGGUGCACUUUUACUCUCAAGAAUGGGAGCUCAUCGGCACUAGAACGUCUCUCCAGGAAGCCAUCACGAGAGUGUCCUUGAUCCCGGCCGUGAUUCUGCACACCAGCGGCCAGCAACAGAGCUUGGAUGACUUUUCCAUUGCAGAAAAGAUGAGCUGGGCGGCUAAUCGCCAGACCACCCGGCCAGAAGACAUGGCAUACUGCUUGCUCGGGCUAUUCGACAUUAACAUGCCUUUGCUGUAUGGAGAGGGCCGUGUCAAGGCUUUCAAGCGGCUGCAGGAGGAGAUUAUCAAGUCUACGAAUGAUGACUCUAUUUACGCUUGGAGAUAUCCUGAGGAAUUAUCCAAGAGACAGCACUUCUGGGGUCUCUUGGCAGAGAGUCCUGCAGCGUUUGGACAUCAAGGCGGUGACUAUGUGAUCAAAAGAGCAAGAUACCUCACACGGAGCUCAAACUAUGUAGCUGCAGUUUCUAGCCGCGGUCUAGACGUUGAACUCGCUCUAACACCUCACCCUCGAGAUGAAUCUGGCACAAUCUUCAUCGCAGUGCUAGACUGCGACAUGGGCCGAGAUGAAGUCUCGCAUGAGCUGACACCAGCCAUUAUCCUCCAAAAGACGCAGUGGCACAACGAUACAGAAUUCGUCCGCAUACGAACAGACCAUUUGCUAAUGGUAUCAAUGAACCGCAUGAAGGUCGCCAAAGAUCUCAGACGCUAUCGCCUGGGCUACGAUCGCCUUUCAGAAGCUCAGCCUCGACCGAUAUUCGUCCCGCAUAAUUUAUCCACGCGGCGAUCCCCCCGGGGCAUCUUGUUCCAUCCCGAAGUGGUACCCUUAAAUCAUGAUAAGCCCUUUAUGAUCGGCGUGCUCUCCAAUGAUGCCGACUGGCUCUUCGAUGAGCCCACAAGUGCCUCAGCAAACACCUUCCCAGGAAGCCUAAACCGACGAGGCUCGGCCCUUGAAGAAACACCAUCCGACGCAAGCGGAACAUUUGUACUUAGCUUUGACCCCGAUUCCGACCUGGGAGCCACUGAGCCUACACAGCCGACCAAACUCGGCUUCUUGGAGCUCGAGAUCAAGCAAUAUGGCGGAUGGAACAGCUGGCGCACGUGUCUCGUGAUAGGCCUGGAGCCUCACCCUCCCAAUCCCUUGGGCACACCUUCAUUGUACACAGUGCCAUGGUAUGCGUUUGUGAAAAAGGACAAGGUUGCGGCGGGACAGUUUGACGAUGUGCUGGCGAGGGAAGACAGAGUGAUGGAGCAUAAGCUGCUGAAUGAGGUGCUGCGAGUUGAGUUUGACCUAGAAAGCCGGCACUCGAGAUUGCAUUAUAACGUAAUUUUGAAGCUGAGAGAGGCGAUUAAGGAAUCAAGGAGAUGA
Messenger RNA from Trichoderma gamsii, 1791 nucleotides. RefSeq lists its product as hypothetical. The transcript is spliced from 2 exons. The record is from RefSeq and is a predicted model, not a curated record. Bases 1 to 1791 code for a protein of 596 amino acids. NCBI's taxonomy places the organism in Eukaryota, Fungi, Ascomycota, Sordariomycetes, Hypocreales, Hypocreaceae.